This is a messenger RNA of Elgaria multicarinata webbii, 1477 nucleotides long. Its product is annotated as farnesyl pyrophosphate synthase-like. Gene Ontology annotation, molecular function: (2E,6E)-farnesyl diphosphate synthase activity; dimethylallyltranstransferase activity. Bases 91 to 1146 code for a protein of 351 amino acids. Gene Ontology annotation, cellular component: cytoplasm. The record is from RefSeq and is a predicted model, not a curated record. Gene Ontology annotation, biological process: trans, trans-farnesyl diphosphate biosynthetic process. NCBI's taxonomy places the organism in Eukaryota, Metazoa, Chordata, Lepidosauria, Squamata, Anguidae. The transcript is spliced from 10 exons.
ACACACACACUGGCAGCGUGUAAAGCUGGCAUUGCGCUAUGAACUUGCCUAGGAAGGACUUUCCCUGCCCUUGGAGAGCAAAUAGGAAGGAUGAGCGAGAACGGGAAGCAGGCGGCGGCGGCCAACGACAGGGAGCAGUUCGUGGGCUUCUUCCCGCAGAUUGUCAAGGACCUGACAGAGGAUGAGCUCCACCAGGAGGAAGUGGCCGAUGCCGUCGCCAGGCUGAAGGAGGUGGUAGAAUACAACGCUUUUGGCCAGGACAAUAAUUUGGGGGUGAUUGUUCUCACUGCCUUCCGCGUGCUGGCAGGGCCGGACCAGGGGGAUCAGGAGAGCGUCCUUCGUGCUCUGGCUGUUGGCUGGUGCGGUCAGCUGUUUCAGGCCUUUCUCCUUCUAUCAGAUGACAUCAUGGACCACUCACUGACACGCAAUGGACACCCCUGUUGGUACAAAAAGGAAGGAAUUGGCAUGGAUGCUGUGAACGACGCCUUCUUGCUUGAGGCCUGCAUCUACCGGCUGCUGAAGCGAUACUGCCGGGAUCAGCCGUACUACGUAAACCUGCUGGAGCUCUUUCUCCAGGCGGAGUAUUGUAUUGAACUGGGGCAAGCCCUGGACCUGAUCACGGCACCCCCCUCUCAGGUGGAUCUGAACCGCUUCACAGAACAGAGGUACAAGGCGAUAGUAAAAUACAAGACGAGUUUGUAUUCCCUCUACCUCCCGGUGGCAGCUGCUAUGUACAUGGCUGGCAUAGAUAGUGAAGAAGAGCAUGCUCAUGCCAGGGCCAUCCUAAUGGAGAUAGGGGAGUUCUUCCAGAUCCAGGAUGAUUUCCUUGACUGCUUCGGUGACCCUGAGACGGAGACCGGGACCGACAUCCAAACCAACAAGUGCAGCUGGCUGGUGGUGCAAUGCCUAAAGCGGGCCUCGGCGGAGCAGAGGCGCCUCCUCGAGGAGAACUAUGGACAAAACGACCUGGACAAAGUGGCACGUGUGAAAAAACUCUAUGAAGACUUGGGCCUGAAAGCUGUUUUCAAGGAUUACAAGGAGAGCAGCUACCAGCAUGUGUCAGGCCUUAUUACCCAGCAUGCCGUCAAUCUACCCCCUCAGACUUUCCUUGGCCUGGUUCAGAAGGUUUACAAGAGGCAAAAGUGACAGGCCUGCCCAUUAAGAAGCAGGGCAGGGUGCAUAUACCUGUCGCAAGGGAGUAGCAAAAUCAACCGACCUUUCCUGCAGCUUUCAAAAGGGAUAGCGGGGCGGCCUUUCUAGAACUGCCAUGGGAGCACGCUUGGGUGGUUGUACUUUUGGCAAGAUUUUAAUUCAUUUGAAUUCACAUUUUCUACAACUUUUUAUAACGCAACUGACAAACCCAGAAUUGCACAAGCAAAACCAACUUCGGUUGCUGGGUUCAUCAGGGGAUAACAGAGUUUGGAGCAUUCUUAGGGAGGUAAUCUUGCCAUCUGUACAUUGCUUACAAUAUUCUUUU